CUCCUGCACGCGCCAUGACCCAGUCCAUGCCCCGGUUCUCUGUGCCUACCGCGCUGGCCCUGGGCUCGGCCGCCCUGGGCGCAGCCUUCGCCACUGGUCUCUUCCUGGGGAGACGGUGCCCCCCAUGGCGGUCUCGGCCAGAGAAGCGCCUGCUGCCUCCGGAGGACAGCCCCUUGUGGCAGUACCUGCUGAGCCGCUCCAUGCGGGAACACCCAGUGCUGCGGAGCCUGCGGCUGCUGACCCUGGAGCAUCCGCAGGGGGAUUCCAUGAUGACGUGUGAGCAGGCCCAGCUUCUGGCCAACCUGGCUCGGCUCAUCAAGGCCAAGAAGGCACUGGACCUUGGCACGUUCACGGGCUACUCAGCCCUGGCAUUGGCACUGGCGCUGCCCCCGACUGGAUGUGUGGUGACCUGCGAGGUGGACGCGGGACCCCCAGAGCUGGGGCGGCCCCUGUGGAAACAGGCUGAAGAGGAGCACAAGAUAGACCUUCGGUUGAAGCCGGCCCUGGAGACCCUGGAUGAACUCCUGGCUGCGGGCGAGGCUGGCACCUUCGACGUGGCGGUAGUGGACGCAGACAAGGAGAACUGCACUGCCUACUACGAGCGGUGCCUACAGCUGCUGCGACCCGGCGGUGUUCUUGCCAUUCUUAGUGUCCUGUGGCAAGGACAGGUGUUGCGACCUCAGCAGCAGGACAUGGAGGCCCAGUGCGUCCGAAACCUGAAUGAACGCAUCCUGCGGGACGCCAGGGUCCACAUCAGCCUCCUGCCGCUGGGAGACGGCCUCACCUUAGCCUUCAAGAUCUAG
This is a messenger RNA of Chrysochloris asiatica (Cape golden mole), 803 nucleotides long. It is a transcript of the gene COMTD1, whose product is annotated as catechol-O-methyltransferase domain containing 1. The coding region runs from base 15 to 803 and encodes 262 amino acids. NCBI's taxonomy places the organism in Eukaryota, Metazoa, Chordata, Mammalia, Afrosoricida, Chrysochloridae. The record is from RefSeq and is a predicted model, not a curated record. The transcript has 7 exons. Gene Ontology annotation, molecular function: S-adenosylmethionine-dependent methyltransferase activity; O-methyltransferase activity.